Angiostrongylus costaricensis is the source of this 663-nucleotide messenger RNA. Lineage: Eukaryota; Metazoa; Nematoda; Chromadorea; Rhabditida; Metastrongylidae. The record is from the annotation of a GenBank genome assembly.
AUGGAGAAUGUUCAGGCCAUUCCGUUGUUUCCUAGGUGGCAACGUAUCGGUCGACUGAUCGCAAACGUCGACCACUACGGAAAAUUUAAAUCGAUUCCUAACGAUCUGGAAAAUCGUCGUUACGUCGUUUAUCAGUUGGUACACAUGUUACGAUCUCACAUUGCUGCCGUGUUAUCCAGUCGAGGCAUUAGCUUCUGGUCAAUGCAACAGGAUUCGGUAUGGACGGAGAAUUUUGUGUCCAUGGAAGUUGAAAAACACUAUCCGAAUGCGUUGCUGAUAUUUGACACUGUUGGUAAUGAUCAGUUCGCUGUCUAUAAGAGAUCGAUUCCGGGUUGGAUUUGUGGUGCGACGUUUUUCGUCAGAGCCAGUCCAGUGACAGUGGAAUUCUUCAAGAAGAUAGAUCACGUGUCGAAAUUGUCAAAAAUGGAGCUCUUCAGGAGAGAGAAUUUCAUUUUCAUUAACAAUGAUGGUACCUGUAAUGCGUCAGCUGUUCUUCGUGUGAAAGAAACGGUAGCUGCUGCUCUAAAUGAAGUUCGCAAAGAACCUGUGGACGAUGUUGAAGUGUCGACGCUGGACCAUCUCCUAUGGUGCAUUCAUCGUUGGAUGGGAUUCGAUCCGUACUAUAACAAACGUUUUCUACGAGUGCAUGAAUCAAUAGUGUAA